Coccinella septempunctata (seven-spotted ladybird) is the source of this 1988-nucleotide messenger RNA. RefSeq lists its product as uncharacterized. The record is from RefSeq and is a predicted model, not a curated record. Gene Ontology annotation, molecular function: acyltransferase activity, transferring groups other than amino-acyl groups. NCBI's taxonomy places the organism in Eukaryota, Metazoa, Arthropoda, Insecta, Coleoptera, Coccinellidae. Bases 234 to 1076 code for a protein of 280 amino acids. The transcript is spliced from 2 exons.
UAUUAAAUUGUUCUGUGAAAAAGUGCAGUGUUUUUCCGUUGUACCUUUGAGCGUUUUUACGUGUGUCUACGUUCAAGUCAGUUCCUACUUAGAGCGAAACUUAACUCACAUAGGCAACGUUGCAUCUAUAUCGUACUAUCUGAUAAGCGAAAUUUCAUUAGUGGUAGAACAUUAUUCAUUUCAUAAUUCGACAUAAUCGUCUUCGGCGCCAGUGCAUAUAAACUGAAUAAAAAAUGCCAAGAGACGUAGAUAUUUUAGUUGAUUUGAACGAGGAUGAACUACUGAAACUUCGAGAGAAAUAUAAUGGAGUUGAGGAUGCAUAUCACAUCUAUACUUUUAUCGACGUUGCUAUUAGAAUGUGGGAGACCAGAGAAUUAAUUGUUACAUCUCCUGGAAAUGCGUGGAUGGAAGAUGGCUCCCUCAUAAUUUUUUCCGAAAGAGAUUGCCCCAAUAUUUUCAUGUACUCGCUUGAUAAGUCCUACAAAAAAAUAAGCCAGGCUUUAUUGAAAACCAAGAGGAUCGACCAAAAGAAAGCCUUGAAAUUUCGGAACAUUUUCGAAGACUACAUGGAUAUCAUAAUGGAGGUGGUGAAUAAAUUAGGAAGACAAGUAACCGACAUCUCUGAGAAUAAUUUAUACGCAAUGAAUAUCCAAAAAGCCAAAGCUUUGAAAAUUGAAUUCCCAACAGAGGCAUACGUCAAAAGGUUAGGAAGAGAACACGCUAAGGAGGUGGAUGCUGUUUGGCCUCACAGGUUCGAACAUUCGGACAAAAUGGUAGCAAACUGGAUCGAAAAAAAUGUUGGCUUUGGUGUGUUCUUGAAGCAUAAUGGAGCGCUCGUUUCUUGGGUUCUGCAGGGUCCUAAGGGCCAUAUGAAUUUGUUACAGACUCUGGAAGGAUAUAUGCAUAGGGGCUAUGGAAAAUUGAUGGUACGAGUUCUAGCGAAGUAUUUGGCGGAAAAUGGACACGUUCCUGUUGCUAUAGUGCUUACGAAUAAUUUACUUUCCAAUAAAUUAUUCAGUAGUUUAGGCUUCGAAAUGAUUCAGAAGACAUACUUUUUCAGAACCGCUCCGGAAUAACCUCAACUUAAUCAUUCCUGAAGAUGCUAAUAAAAUAGUUAGCGAAAGCUUGAAUGAAUUAAAAAGAGUCUUCCAAUUUGAACCUGACUGUUCAUCCCAAUAAUUUUUUGUUGAAAAGAGAACUGUAUUUUUUCAAGUGAUGUGAAGUGGAUUCAUUUAUGCUGGAUACUCACUACAUCCGUCAAAACUAUUAAUCUAUAAAGAACAGGUACAAUAAACAUAUCAAGGAAUAAAGAGGAAAUAAGACUGAAAAAAAUUCUAAAUGAUCAUAUCGCUGUCCUUAAUAAAUUAGUUGAUUGACAUUCUGAAAAAAUAGUGUUUCGCUCGAGAUGAAAAUUUUGCGUCUGGUGAUUCACAUACCUACAUAUUAUAUUUAUGUUAACGCAUAUUACUAGUGAAAUUUUGUGAAAUGAUAAAAGUUGAUAAUAUUUAUUGGGUGUAAAGAUUUUUUACGGGCGAGCAAUUUUCGUCUAUUAUGUUCAGUAAUUGGAUACCAGUCGAGUAAAAAUUGUAACACGACCCUGAAACGCUUUCAGUUAUCGUUUUGAAGUACGGGAAUUUCGAAGAACGAAUUAAAUUCGAACACUUAUAGGUAGCUAACUUCUAAUUUUUCACAGUGUGCUUUGCAUUUUGUGCAAUUGUUCAACUUCUUUUGAGUCAAAUUAAGUUAAGGAUGAAGAUGAUCGACUCAGAUUGACAAUAACUAUCUCGAAAAAUAUAUGUUAAACUAGUUGGAAAUUUUAUUUGUUGUAGAGUACCACGAUUAGUACCCAGUGGGAAAACGUAACUCACAAAAGCAACAUUGCACCAUAUGGUGCUAUCUGAUAAGUGAAAUUUUAUUAGUGGUAAAACAUUAUUCAUUCAAUUAUUGAACAUAAUCCUCUUCGCUUCCAGUGUAUAGAAACUCAAUAA